UCUGGAACCGCGGAGGUGAAUCCUGGGACGCAGCGUGUCUCCGCCCCGCGGUGCAGCUAGGGGGUGUGCUUUGGGGGCAUAGGGGCUAGCUAAGGAGGAGCAGAACCCAGGGUCGUGCUGCGAUCUGCCUUUCCCUCGCUUUCUGGCACCAAGGCUGCACGAGCCCAAGGGUGAUUUUUUUUUUUCCCUUGGGCCCAAUAUGAUACUAACCAAAGCCCAGUACGAGGAGAUAGCCCAGUGCCUAGUGUCUGUACCGCCCACCAGGCAGAGCCUGAGGAAGCUGAAGCAGAGGUUCCCCAGUCAAUCGCAGGCCACUCUGCUGAGCAUCUUCUCCCAGGAGUACCAGAAACAUAUUAAAAGAACACACGCCAAACAUCACACUCCAGAAGCGAUUGAAAAUUAUUACCAGAGGUACCUGAACGGCGUGGGGAAAAACGGAGCAGCCCCUGUGCUCCUGGAGCUAGCCAAUGAGGUGGACUAUGCACCCUCAUUAAUGGCUCGGAUUAUCCUGGAGAGAUUUCUACAGGGGCAUGAACAGACUCCACCCUCCAAGUCUGUUAUAAAUAAUAUGCUACGGGACCCUUCUCAGAUUCCAGAUGGAGUUCUAGCCAACCAGGUCUAUCAGUGCAUUGUGAACGACUGCUGUUAUGGACCGCUGGUGGACUGCAUCAAGCAUGCUAUUGGCUAUGAGCAUGAAGUCCUGCUGAGAGACUUACUUCUGAAGAAAAACCUGUCCUUCCUAGAUGAAGAUCAGCUCCGUGCAAAGGGCUAUGACAAAACACCGGACUUCAUUUUACAGGUGCCAGUUGCUGUGGAAGGGCACAUAAUUCACUGGAUUGAAAGCAAAGCCUCAUUUGGUGAUGAAUGUAGCCACCACGCCUACCUGCAUGGCCAGUUCUGGAGCUACUGGAAUAGGUUUGGACCAGGCUUGGUCAUCUAUUGGUACGGAUUUAUCCAGGAACUGGACUGCAACCGGGAAAGAGGCAUCCUGCUCAAAGCCUGUUUCCCCACAGACAUUGUCACCUUAUGCCAUAGCACAGCUUGACCCUGAAGAUCCUGGAAGAGAAGCCGGAAGCAAUGUGACUUUCCUGCAGUAUAAACUUCUGGCAACAUCUGCCCUGAACUUCAGCUGAACCCUGGCUGCUGCAGUCGCAGCCCUACCUCUCUAGACAAACAUAUCAAGAGUUUCUGUUUUCCUUCAUCGCUAGCCGAUGUGAGUAGCCAAGAACUACGGACACAACCCACUCAUUAUCAGCAUCUCUGUCUCCGACAGUUAGUUUAUAGAUGGUCAUAAUCCUG
This is a messenger RNA of Peromyscus eremicus (cactus mouse), 1299 nucleotides long. It is a transcript of the gene Cdin1, whose product is annotated as CDAN1 interacting nuclease 1. The transcript is spliced from 11 exons. The record is from RefSeq and is a predicted model, not a curated record. Lineage: Eukaryota; Metazoa; Chordata; Mammalia; Rodentia; Cricetidae. Gene Ontology annotation, biological process: erythrocyte differentiation. Bases 200 to 1045 code for a protein of 281 amino acids. Gene Ontology annotation, cellular component: nucleus; cytoplasm.